CGCAGCAUGGCUCACGGGCCCGGCGCGCUGAUGCUCAAGUGCGUGGUGGUGGGCGACGGGGCGGUGGGCAAGACGUGCCUGCUCAUGAGCUAUGCCAACGACGCCUUCCCGGAGGAGUAUGUGCCCACCGUCUUCGACCACUACGCAGUCAGCGUCACCGUGGGGGGCAAGCAGUACCUUCUGGGACUCUAUGACACGGCCGGACAGGAAGACUAUGAUCGGCUGAGGCCUUUAUCCUACCCGAUGACUGAUGUCUUCCUGAUAUGCUUCUCUGUGGUGAACCCAGCCUCGUUCCAAAAUGUGAAAGAGGAGUGGGUACCAGAACUUAAGGAAUACGCACCCAAUGUCCCCUUUUUAUUAAUAGGAACUCAGAUCGAUCUUCGAGAUGACCCCAAAACUUUAGCAAGACUGAAUGAUAUGAAAGAAAAACCCGUGUGUGUGGAACAAGGACAGAAACUAGCAAAAGAGAUAGGCGCAUGCUGCUAUGUGGAAUGUUCGGCUUUAACCCAGAAGGGAUUAAAGACUGUUUUCGAUGAGGCUAUAAUAGCCAUUUUAACCCCAAAGAAACACACAGUCAAAAAAAGAAUAGGAUCAAGAUGUAUAAACUGUUGCUUGAUUACGUGAGGAAUGUCUUCAGCGGCCAAGGAGACUAUCUCUUGCUCUCAGAAAGCAUAUGAAAAGCUACAGCUAUACAGAGACCUUAGAAAGAAGCAGUUUAAAACUUGGGAGGUCAAGGGGGUGGAAAUAUAAAACAAAACUGCCCUCAGAAUUCUCUAGAGUUCCCUAAGAAUGUUUUUUCAAGGUCUAAGAAGCAGCACACCGCAUCUGAAGCCACAAUCUAUAUUAUAAAUACUUUAUUUCAAUAGAAGGUACAAUCUCUCAGGGGUUUCAUAGUUUCAAAAAGCUACAAUUACAUCGUAUUAUAUCUACAUAGAUAAAACAAAACAACAGUGCUGUAAAUGGAACUGCUUGGCAUUGCCCAUAUGUAUUUCUGCACAGUUUUCAUGGAAAUCUGCACAAAGAAAUAUCUUCUCCUUUUGCUCCCAGUUAAUUAUUCUUGUAUGUAAGUUGCUUUCUAUUCCAGUAGAUCCAGAGUGGUGAAAUAGCAAGCCCAGCCACGUAGCCAAAGGUCGCGCCAAGCGUGCAGGAGAUGGGCCAAACCUGAAGGGGCAACGUGUGAGAGCAAAUACAAACACGUUUUGUUAUUACUUGAGCACAAAGUCAGUGUAACCGAGCUCCUCCGCUAUAAAAAUGUGUUGUGCUUCUGAAAGAAUACCAAAAGUGUAAAGAGGUCCUACCCGCAUUUACCAUGAACACAAAACCUGUACGCGUUUUCCUUCAUGCGCAUUAAACGGUCGCAAGGCUCUGGCAAUUGUAGCUUUAGUUUGAUGCUGCCCAGACUGCAUGAGUUACAUGCUGACGUAACACAUUAAAAUUCGGGGUCAGACUUUGCCAUAACCCUGGGAUCCAUUUAGCUCGCCGGACUAGUUGGUAAAUUUCUUCUCUUUAAUUCCCACAUUGGCUGGGUACAUCAUAUCAAAUGGUAGAAGUGUGUAUACUGACCAAACCACAGAAACUUUUCAUUUGUGUUUGAGAAAGAGAAAAACCUGGAACUCAAGCAUGUCACCUGGAGUUUGUGGCGGGCAGCUGCUUCCGUGUUAAAACUGAAUAGAAGCCCCCGGGAACUCUAACAGAAGUCACAGAGCUGAUCUGUAAGUGAAGCGCCACAGGACUUCCAAAUACCUCCCAUCUGCAGCCAUGCUGCGAUGUACCUGACACCAAGCCGGAAGGAGUUUCUCCUACGAGCAGUGCGUCGGUCCCGGGUGAAUGGCUCUGCCUAAAAACACGCCCCAGGCACCGUUUCCCUCUGCCCUGGGGAGGUGACUUGGUUUACCAGAGCCGUGUUUAAUCUUCCUCUGCUGGUCUGGCCAACAGCACUGUGCUGGAGGUGGACCAUCCAAAUUCCUAGGUCUGUUCCCUGAUGAAGCUUGCUCGGCUCUCGUGAGGAUCUGCCUUAUUACCGAUGCCAUGCAGCUGACAAUAUAAGUGUUAGACUCAGUUGCAGUGUGAGCCAACGAAUGAGGUUGUAUAGAGAAACAUAAUGAACCACACCCUCGCACCCCAGCUUUCCCACAUUUAAACUUGCUGUUGCCUGAAUUAGAAUCACUUGGGUCUGCGGUGGGAUUCUGUUCAUUUCUACGACUUGAGCUUUCAGCUAUAUUGCACAGAUUGGGUAAUGGAACACUAAACUUUUAUACUUGAAAAUGACAGCCUUAAGUGCUCAUUUCCGCCACAAAUCUAGGAUAAACUGUCUUGCUGUAUGUCUGCUUUGUAGAGAUUUUGUAAAAAGCAUCGUUUUUCUCACUGAAGAAUGGAGAGCCUCCCAAAUCACGAGCCAGAGCCUUCUUGCUGAGCAGGACUUCGGACCUCUUCCUUCGCCCGGGAAGCGGUGGUUCCUAUCAAUGCUCACGGCCUUACGUCUGCGCAAACCGAAUCCCAUGUAACUUCCCCCCUUUAAGUUGUGGUUUUACAUAGAAUGGAAAGGAAUUGUAUAAAUCAAUUCGUCUCUUAGUUCAGUUGCCCAAUACCUGGUAUAAAGGAAAUAAGACAGUUAAGUAUUAUACAUUUCUAACUUGCCUUUGGGGAUUUGAUGGGGAUUUAAUAGGAUGUCUCCCUUCAAAUUCACAUUUCUGGAACCUUCACGUUUUGGUUUAAAAUGUAGAUGUGUCCCGAAGCAAGUGGACCAGGCAUCUGCACCUGAGCUCCGGCAUUGCCUAUUUCUUCCCCGGGUCUCAGUUUCCCCGAGUGAAGUCUGGGAGGUGGAGAUCCUCUCUAAUGUCACUCCUGUUGGCCAGCUCUAGAGACGCGCCUCUUGCUCACGAGCAACAAUCACUGUUGAUGUGACCCUUCAGCUGCGCCCCCUAAGAGGGCAAUGGAUGUCGCCGGACCGCAGCACUCUGCAGAGGAGGGGCCACCUCACCGGGGCCUCCGGGGCUGACUGCACCUCGUGGGCUUUGCAGCUUCCCAUGCGUACAGAGAGCGUCUUCACUGUUUGGUUCUUCAAUGUCUUAUUUAUUUUUUUUGCAAAAUUAUUCCUGCCCCUUUAAUUAAAAGAAAACAAACCAAAGAUUUAUUUUCUAUUCAUAAGCAAGCUGCAGAAAAGUGGCUUUGUUUUCAGAAGCACUUCUUCAUAAAAGGGUUAGGUGUUAAUGGAAGUUCAGACACAUCGCUGAAAUGACUCAUUCAAGCUAGUGAAAAAUCUGGGAAAUACUUCAAAAUACGCCAUCGACAUGUAUUUUGCUAGUGAAAACAAAUGCAGCGCUUCAAAUGAGGUCACGCACCCAGGGGCUUCAAAACGUGCGGUAAAAUGGACUUCAUCACAAACCUGAAAUCCCCUUAGUGUGAGUGAGCUUAUUAAAUACUAACAGCUGGUCAUUUUCGCAUAUAGAAAAUGAGUUCUAAAGUUCUUACGUAAAAAUAAGUUUAGCGUCUUUCUGAAGUCUUAUUUAAUACUUUACUAACUUAUACUCUUAUCCUAUCUCUAAAUGUGCAUUUUAGGUUAACCUCGGUUGAGUUAUUAAAUUGACAUUAAGUAGAGCUUGAAUUAAUGGUUGUUAUGAAUUAUCUUAGUUAUCUUAGACACUUGCUUCCAUUCGGCUUCUAAUUAUUAAUUUUAAAUACCAAUGUAUCAGUUCACUGGUUGUUGCUUUUACAAUGAUUGUUACUUUAACAGUGUCCCAUAUUAACACAUGGGGUUACAAAUAAAAUAAUAGUUUACUAUGA
Messenger RNA from Echinops telfairi (small Madagascar hedgehog), 3783 nucleotides. It is a transcript of the gene RHOQ, whose product is annotated as ras homolog family member Q. The coding region runs from base 7 to 624 and encodes 205 amino acids. Gene Ontology annotation, biological process: small GTPase-mediated signal transduction; cortical actin cytoskeleton organization. Gene Ontology annotation, molecular function: GTP binding; GTPase activity. The record is from RefSeq and is a predicted model, not a curated record. NCBI's taxonomy places the organism in Eukaryota, Metazoa, Chordata, Mammalia, Afrosoricida, Tenrecidae. The transcript has 5 exons.